CUCGCGCAGCUCAUUCUCGGGCUCGUUCCAAACCCGCACCCGGUUCCGUACUAAAGAUGGUAUCCAGAUUAGAUUAGAUUAGAUAGAUAGAUAGAUAGAUAGAUAGAUAGACGAUAAGAAUAAGUGGGCUCACAAAUACAUGCAGCAAAUACAGUUAAACAAAACAUAACAUUCCCCAAAAUAGAUGCGCGCUAUACUGCACACUUAACAUCCAUCUGUUGCUUAUUAAUGACUAAGGAGAAGCGUUUGGGAUUUACCAGGUUGUUGUAGCCUAUGUCCAAAUAAAAAAAAGUAUCGAUAGAGCUAUCCAAAAUGGUGUCCGGGUGCUAGCAGUAUGUGGUAUGCAGCAUAUAAUAAGAUAUGCAGCCUGCGGUUUGGGACGCAGCCUCUGUCUCGGAGGGGCGCGCGCUGCUCGGCUACGCGUCAGGAGGAGCUGUAACCAUGUUAACCGCUCGCGCAGGAUUUGCGGAAGCACGGCGAGCGGUGCGGUCUGUAGGGCUUGACCCGGGUCCUGUCUUUUAUUUGGGCGGACGGAGCGUCUGGCGCUAGAGCCAGUCCGAGAAGACGACUAUCCCCUCAGUACAGAGAGCAGUGGAGCUCUCCUGAUUCACACUGACUGCCCACAAAGCGCUAUUUUAGGAACAGACAGAGUUUGACUCCUUAUGUGAUUGAGCAGCAGAGGGUGAUGCGCUCCAGCUGCCUGGUGAGCGGCGUGCACACUCCUCCCAUCCGCCGUCACAGCAAGCUGGCUACACUGGGGCGUCUCUUCCGGCCUUGGAAGUGGAGGAAAAAGAAGAACGAGAAGAUGAAGCAGAGCUCCACAGAUGUGGCCUUGGCCAGUGGCCUCCAUUCUCUGAAUAUCAGCUCUCCCAUUCAGAGUGUUUCGGACGCGGAGCUCCGGCUGCCUGGCUCACAUGGGCCUAUCCUCAGCAUCAGCAGCAUGGAGUAUCUCAGCUCAGAACACGAGCAUCUGCCUACCGUUCCUGAUUCCGUAGAAGAUGGUGCAACAACAGAAGAGCCUAACAGCAUUGAGGAUGAGGAAGAGGAGGAAGAGGAGGAGGAGUCCCCUCCAGUAGAUAAUGAUGAAGGUAGAGAUGCUAAUACAGAGGAAAGAGAGGAAGAUGAAGAUGAAGUGCCUCAAAGACAGUCUCCUCUGAGCAAUCAUUGCAUUCAGGUCGCUCAGCUUAACGCUGAAGAAGACCCUGCUAGCUUCACUCUCACAGCAGUGCCUCAGCCCAACUCAUUUCUCCCUAAAGAGGUGCCCAGAGUCCUAGAAGGCCCUAGUCCUGUACUUCUCCGAGGGCCUUUCUCCAAUACAGUGAGUUCACCUCAUAUAGGAACCCUGCAUCCUCCUUUGCCCCCUAGCAGUAUCAUUGAGGAACUGCACCGUGCUCUGGCAACAAAGCUUCGGCAAGAUAGUACGGAGCGAGAGCCAAGUGGGGAGGUGGAAAGCAGGAAGGAGGCAGAGGAGAAUAAGGAGAACAUGAGACAAAGCAACUGCUUUACUGAUGCCUCAGGAAUCAUAUACGACAUCGACAGCUGGAACGAGUCUGUCAUUUCUGGCACAUUGCCACGGCGAAUGAGAAAGGAGCUGCUGGCGGUGAAGCUGCGGAAUCGGCCCAGCAAACAGGAGCUGGAAGACAGGAACAUCUUCCCUGUGCGCAGUGACCAGGAGAGACAAGAAAUCCGCCAGCAGAUUGAAAUGAAGCUCGCCAAGAGACUCAGUCAACGGCCGGCCGUUGAGGAGCUUGAGAGCCGAAAUAUUUUAAAACAGCGGAAUGACCAGACAGAGCAAGAGGAAAGGAGAGAAAUAAAACAGAGACUAAACAGAAAGCUCAAUCAGCGGCCAACAGUCGAUGAACUGAGGGAGAGAAAGAUCCUGAUUCGCUUUAGUGACUACGUAGAGGUUGCUAAAGCGCAGGAUUAUGACAGGAGAGCUGACAAACCUUGGACUAGACUGUCUGCAGCUGACAAGGCUGCCAUCCGGAAAGAGCUGAAUGAGUUCAAAAGCACUGAGAUGGAGGUACAUGCAUCAAGCAAACACCUAACAAGGUUUCACAGGCCGUAGAAGAGGGUUUUCUUCUGUGAAGAAAGUUAAAAUAGACAUACAAUGGCGAAAUCCUGGAGAUGACGUCAUCCAUGGGAAGUGCUUAUUCUUCCAGCUUUCCUGGUCUUAGGUGCAGUUAAUGACAGAAGCUCCAAAGCAGGGGCACAGCACCUUGAGCAGAGAGCAGCAGCUGAGGACCUCCGCUCUGAGGCUGGAGAAGAGGGGCCAUUAUGAAAGGAUUUUUGAUGUUAAAACUGAGUUUUUAAAUAACUGCUGAGUCAACUCUGAGUGAAAGUUUGUGUGCAUGUGAGAUCCACUUUAAUGGAAAGAAGAAAAAAAGUCACUUAAGGGGUGUAAGCCUAUUAAUUAAAGAGUUUAAUAUCAAAUGUACAAAAUGCAGUCUGUUCAAACAACCUAGUGGUUAAUGUCUUUAUUUGGUGAAAAAAGAUGAGCGAAAAAACGACUGUUAAGCAAUUUGAUUUCAGAAUUAAUUGAGAAAUGCUUUGUCUUACUUUCAGUAAUUUGGGUCCAGAGCCCCUGACUUCACAUGGUGAAGUAUUGAUCAACUAGACAGGUUUGUUUUAAUGGUGGUGAGCAACCCAAACAAAGUCACAUGUGCCAAUACUUUAAACUUGAUUAAUCUUUCUUGAAUUCACAUAAGGUGCCCUACAACACUCAUGACUGCUGGGGUGUACAUGCUCAACCCUGAAGAAUUCAUACACAGAAAAAAGGGUUAAAUCGAUGUAGAACCCUGUAACAGACUUUCCCUUUACAAAAGGCUUCAAGUAUAAGCCCUUUAGAAAGCAAGAACCAUUAACUAUCCAAUGAACUCCUGAAGAACCCAUUCUAGUCUAAGCUGUUAGGAGGCUGUAAGGACUAGAGAAACAUAAGCUCUCAAAUCAGCAUUUAUUAUCUAUCCCAACAUAGCUAACUAGGCAUCCAGAAAUCCAUCAAUUUACACACAACCUAUGAACUCAUUUGUCCAUACUGCAGUGUUGUAGUAAUAAUAAUGAUAUUAGAUAUUGAUUCAAAAUAAUAAGCUGGAGAUUGUCAAUUGCACCAAAAGCACUGGCUAAAACAUUUUGAUCUGUAGUGAAAAAAAGACAAAGAGAUUCACAUUCCUGUCAUGCAUUACUGCUGUGAAUAUAUGUUUUGUUGUUUUAUUUAGUAACUGACCAGUAAACAUACCUUUGGGGACUGAAUGUAAGUGUCAGGGGUAACGUUUAUUCAUGAAUAAAUUUUUUUUUACAUUUUC
Pangasianodon hypophthalmus (striped catfish) is the source of this 3302-nucleotide messenger RNA. It is a transcript of the gene phactr3a, whose product is annotated as phosphatase and actin regulator 3a. The transcript has 12 exons. The coding region runs from base 686 to 2068 and encodes 460 amino acids. Gene Ontology annotation, molecular function: actin binding. Lineage: Eukaryota; Metazoa; Chordata; Actinopteri; Siluriformes; Pangasiidae. Gene Ontology annotation, biological process: actin cytoskeleton organization. The record is from RefSeq and is a predicted model, not a curated record.